AUGCGUAAGAGUAAAGCUCGCACUGCAGUUAGAAGAUUAAUGGAUAUCAUUAAGUCCGGUGACAAAGAGAAUGCUAUUUUAGCAUUUCGUAAUGCCGAGUCUCAAUUAUGUAAGUGUGUUAGCAAAGGUGUAAUGCAUAAAAAUACUGUUGCACGUAAAAUAAGCCGUUUAAAUCUAAAUGUUAUGAGUCAAAAGGUAUUUUUAAAAUUAGAGGAUGGUAUAGAAAUUGAGUUACCUGUAUUAGAUGGUACAAUAGGUCCCAGAGUAUUGGCCGUAAAAGAUUUAUAUAGGACUACUGGUUUAUUUACAUACGACCCUGGGUUCGUGUCAACAGCAUCAUGCUCUUCUUCAAUUACAUUUAUUGAUGGAGAUGCGGGGAUAUUAAAAUACAGAGGAUAUGAUGUCAAUCAUCUAGCAGAAGAUUAUGAUUUUACAUCAGUAAUUUAUUUACUACUCUACGGUAAAUUACCAACUUCAGAAGAGCAUAAGCAAUUUUUGCCGAAGAUAAAAGUAUCAGAGCAAAUUAUAAAUAUUGUUAAGGCGUUUCCGAGCAGUGCUCACCCUAUGUCAAUUCUUAUUGCGUGCUAUGCAAGUUUAGCUGCAUCUUAUUAUGAGCAGCAUGGAAAUAACGUCAAUGGUCAAGACUUAAAUUUUGGAAUCUCUGCAAUAGCACAAGUUCCUGCUAUUGUUGCAAUGAUCUAUAGGCAUAUUAAUAACCAAGAAUUUGUAAAUAGCAUAGAUAGUGAAUUGAGCUAUAGCGAAGGUUUUGUGAGAAUGAUGUUUGGUAAUCACGAGAACAUUGCUCUACUCACGAAAGCUUUGGAUAAAAUAUUUAUCCUGCAUGCCGAUCAUGAACAAAACGCUUCUACAGCUUCUGUAAGGCUUUCAGGUUCAGCAGGUUCUAACUUAUUUGCGUGUCUCGCUGCGGGAGUUGCAACACUUUGGGGCCCAGCACAUGGCGGUGCUAACGAGGCAGUAAUAAACAUGUUAAAAGAAAUAGAGCAGAGUGGCAAUGUAGAUAAAUUUGUUGCAAAAGCCAAGGACGAUAAAGACCCGUUUAAGUUAAUGGGAUUUGGGCACCGUGUUUAUAAAAACUAUGAUCCACGUGCACGGAUAAUGAAAGAUGUCUGCCAUGAAGUUUUAAGUGAACUCACACAAAAUGACAAGUUGCUGGAAAUUGCAAUAGAACUUGAGGAAAUAGCUUUAAAGGACGAGUAUUUUAUUGAGCGGAAACUGUACCCUAAUGUCGAUUUUUAUUCGGGUAUAAUAAUGAAUGCUAUUGGAAUACCUUCAAGAAUGUUUACACCUAUUUUUGCACUUGCAAGAACAACAGGUUGGGUUGCCCAGUGGUAUGAGAUGGCACACGAUAAAGAGACAAAAAUUUGCAGACCAAGGCAACUUUAUAUUGGUAAGUUAUAA
Molecule: messenger RNA, 1419 nt
Organism: Rhagoletis zephyria (snowberry fruit fly)
Lineage: Eukaryota; Metazoa; Arthropoda; Insecta; Diptera; Tephritidae
Product: citrate synthase-like
Biological process (GO): translation
Cellular component (GO): cytoplasm; ribosome
Molecular function (GO): structural constituent of ribosome; RNA binding
Source: RefSeq, a predicted model, not a curated record